Orbilia oligospora ATCC 24927 is the source of this 1305-nucleotide messenger RNA. RefSeq lists its product as uncharacterized. NCBI's taxonomy places the organism in Eukaryota, Fungi, Ascomycota, Orbiliomycetes, Orbiliales, Orbiliaceae. Gene Ontology annotation, molecular function: translation release factor activity. The record is from RefSeq and is a predicted model, not a curated record. The transcript is spliced from 3 exons. Gene Ontology annotation, biological process: translational termination. The coding region runs from base 1 to 1305 and encodes 434 amino acids.
AUGAUCCGUCCGCAAUGGGUCUGCCGGCACUGUCUUUCACGGGCACGGACAACAACAGCUUCUCGACUGGCAUUAGCACGACCAAAUUUGGCCCAUAACAUCAUCACGAGACGACAAUCGCAUACUUCUACGCGUGUCGAUGAAGAUGAGGAUUUCUUCCUAGCGGAGUCGCUCCUCAAACGAGCAAAGCAGCUUGCGACCGAAUACGAUGUGCUCGAAAGACAAUUGAUGGAAGACUUUAAUACCAAGACGGCGGCAAGGGCAGGUCAUCUACGGCCAGUGUCGGAAGCUUUAAAAGAGUAUGAAGCCGCAGUGGAGAACCUGAAGGAACUUCGUGUGCUAGCAUCGGAUCCCGAGUCGGAUUUGUCUGCCAUGGCGGCUGACGACAUACCUCCUACAAUCGAUCAGAUUCGUACAUCCUCCACGGCAUUAACCACCUCUCUUGUCCCCAGGCACCAGUUCGCCGCCUUUCCCUGUACAAUCGAGAUUCGUCCGGGCACCGGUGGUUCCGAAGCCACACUCUUCGCAAACGAUCUCUAUAAAAUGUACAAUUCGCUACUUAGCAACCUUCGCUGGCAGAGCUCGGUAAUAUCCUACCAAACACACAAUGAAAUCGGGGGUGAAGGCUGCUCGGAGGCUAUUAUAAGUGUAUCCACGCCCGAGUCUUACGAUCUUCUACGCCACGAGGCAGGUGUGCAUCGCGUGCAAAGGAUACCGGCCACAGAGAACAAGGGAAGAACGCACACUUCUACAGCAUCGGUUAUGGUGUUACCGAAACUCGGAGACGAGGAAGGUGAUUUCGAAUACGGAACAGACGAUGAUCCGCUCGCACAAAUUGAUAUGAAAGAUGUCAAAACCGAUGUGAUGAGGGCCAGCGGCGCUGGUGGACAGCAUGUCAACAGAACAGAAUCAGCCGUUCGAAUGACACAUAUCCCUACUGGAAUUGUCGUCGCCAUCCAAGAUUCUCGAUCACAGCACAAGAAUAGGUCUUCAGCACUGACUAUUCUUAAGGCGAAAGUGGCAGACAAGAGGAGGAAAGAAAAGGAGGAGGAGGCCCUGAGCAUGAGAAGAGGGGUAGUUAAAGUUGGGGCGGGGAGAAGUGAUAAGAUACGGACGUAUAACUUUACUCAGAACCGAGUAACGGACCAUAGAAGCGGGCAGAGCAACCACGACCUGCCGCGACUAAUGGAAGGAGAUGGACUGAUUGACAUGAUAGAAGGGGUGCAAGAGUGGGACAAGCAGCGGAGUGUCGAAGUGAUGCUGGCGUUGCAGGAAAUGGAGGAUUUAAAGAAGGAAAAGAAAUAG